UUAUCCUCCCUCUGAUGCAACAACCUCUGGAUUCCCCCUCCUCCACACCAUUAUCACUGAUGGCCGAUCCAUUCAUUGAGCACAGUGAGUGGACACAGGGGUAGAUGCCGCAAAUGAGAUAACAUUAAGCUAACUAAACCUUGGAUGGUUGGUCUGCCGGCGUCAGUUAGCAUGCAGUCACCCGCGGUGGACGACGUUAGCUUCGGUCAGCAGCUAACGAUAGAGCCUCUAACGUUAACCUCACCGGCUUCGACUCUCUGAUGUCCCGGGCUGAACUUGUCGCUCUCCUGUAAGUUGAGAGAAAGAGAAACCUCUUCUGACAACUCUUUUGGACACCAUGGCCCCACACCCUGUGGUCCAGGCCAUCAUUGACCUCUCUGCAGGAGCCGUAGGGGGAGCUGCAUGUGUCUUCAGCGGGCAGCCUCUGGACACGGCAAAGGUUAAGAUGCAGACCUUUCCCACGAUGUACCGGGGUUUCAUCCACUGCGUCGGGUCCACCUACAAACAAGUGGGUCUUCGUGGCCUCUACCAGGGCACCACUCCGGCACUGAUGGCCAACAUCGCAGAGAACUCUGUGCUCUUCAUGAGCUACGGCUUCUGCCAACAGGUCAUCCGCUUCACGGCUGGACUCCACAGUGAAGCUGUGCUGAGCGACAUGCAGAAAGCUUGUGCUGGCUCAGUAGCAUCCAUCUUCUCCUCGCUAGUACUCUGCCCCACGGAGCUUGUCAAGUGUAGGCUGCAAGCCAUGUAUGAAAUGGAGGCAUCAGGCAAGAUAGCUAAGAGCCAGAACACAGUGUGGUCUGUGGUGAAAUCCAUAAUGAGGAACGAGGGACCACAAGGCUUCUUCCAGGGCCUGACCACCACCAUAGCCAGAGAGGUCCCUGGCUACUUCUGCUUCUUCGGUGCCUAUGAACUGUCCCGCACCGCCUUUGCAGACUACAUGAAAUGUGAAAAGGAUGACAUAGGUGUGGCUCCGAUUGUGUUCAGCGGUGGUUUCGGAGGGGCGUGUCUGUGGCUGGUGGUCUAUCCUAUGGACUGUGUCAAGUCUCGGAUCCAGGUCAUGUCAAUGACGGGCAAACAGGCAGGGUUUUUCAAAACCUUCAUGACCAUUGCUCGUAGCGAAGGUGUGAGGGCACUCUACUCUGGUCUUACCCCCACCAUGGUCCGCACCUUCCCUGCUAACGGCGCACUGUUCCUGGGUUAUGAGGCCAGCCGGAAGCUCAUGAUGAAACAGUUUGACAACUAAAAAGGGCCCAUAUGCACAGAACAAGGAGCGGUGAACUGGUAUUAUAGCCAUAUAACCUCAUUAGAACUCCCAGUUUGAGCUUUGAAGCUCAUGUGUGACACACUCCAUCUCUUUUAAUCUUAAAAAGAAAAACACCUUUGACAUAGUGAUUAUUUUAAAAACUGAUAGAAAUGUAUUUUUAGAUCUGAUUAUUCUUUGUUUUUAACUCUCCAAAAAUGCUGCCACCGUACAGUAUAUGAGAAAAACAUAUGUAGUACAGUAAACCAGCCUCUUUAUGAGGGAAUGUCAACACUCCAGUUUAUUAUUUUAUGUCUACCUCAACAAAGUUGUAUCUGCAAAAAAUGUUUGUCUGCCAGUCGUUUAAAAUCAUUCUUUACUUGCUCUGUAUGCAGGUACACGAGUAAGAAAACUACUCCAUUAGUUGGUUGUCAGGUUAUCUUUAAUGCACAAAAUCUUGAAAACCUUACUUGAGCUCAUUGCAUGACGAUUUUAUUUGAAAAAGAAAUUUAUUAAAAAUGUGAUGUGGCAUAUACAGAUUCAUUUAAGUUGUCUAGAAUGUGCAGUGAUGAUGUGUUUUCAGUUAUUUAAGGUUUCAGAGCGAAGUAUGCACCUCAGGUUUCACAUGCUGGUUUGUUUAAAAUCAAAAGAAAACGCAGAUCUGCUAAUAGAUGCCCUAAAGCAUGUGUCUGCUUUUCAGAUAGCAUCGACUAUGGGUUUCAUCUCGAAAGAAAUACACAACCAGCAAGUGUUUUAAAGUUUAGCCUAAAAUCUUUUCAAUCAUCUCAAACUGAGGGUGUCAUACUGACUGUUUUUAUUUCAUCAUGCUGUAUUCCACUCCUGUUGUGAUUAGUGUUAUUAUUAACUCUUUCCUCCUUUGGGACCCAGUGUUUGCCUUUUAAAUAAGUACAUUUUGCCUUUUUUUUUUUAUAACCUUUAUUGUUCUGUACAAGUCAGUGGAAAAAUAUAAGCUGCUGCGUCUAAUGUGCCAUUAACACACAUCAUUCCAUGUGCGGGAUUUUUUUUUUCCCAGUGCUUAGUAGUUGGCAGAUCAGAAUUUUCAGUCAUAUUCCUGUAAUUUCAUUAGAGAAAUGUAGAUAUUUUAUUCAGACAAUGUAAGCAAUUUGAAAUAACUCAUAGAUAUUUGUACCGGUACACAUAUCAAUCCAAUUGUAGUAAUUCAACCAACAUUAAAGGUGUCAGUGGA
Molecule: messenger RNA, 2450 nt
Organism: Toxotes jaculatrix (banded archerfish)
Lineage: Eukaryota; Metazoa; Chordata; Actinopteri; Toxotidae
Gene: slc25a15b
Product: solute carrier family 25 member 15b
Exons: 7
Coding region: 338-1246 (302 amino acids)
Biological process (GO): mitochondrial L-ornithine transmembrane transport
Molecular function (GO): L-ornithine transmembrane transporter activity
Source: RefSeq, a predicted model, not a curated record